Melanotaenia boesemani (Boeseman's rainbowfish) is the source of this 2278-nucleotide messenger RNA. Its product is annotated as P2Y purinoceptor 14-like. Gene Ontology annotation, cellular component: membrane. Lineage: Eukaryota; Metazoa; Chordata; Actinopteri; Atheriniformes; Melanotaeniidae. The coding region runs from base 199 to 1290 and encodes 363 amino acids. The transcript has 4 exons. The record is from RefSeq and is a predicted model, not a curated record. Gene Ontology annotation, molecular function: G protein-coupled purinergic nucleotide receptor activity. Gene Ontology annotation, biological process: G protein-coupled receptor signaling pathway.
UCAGAUGUGUUUUUUGGCUUGCAAAUGAUCAGUGGUGCUGCACACAGGACAGCAGAACAGUUACAGCCGUUUCGAGGUUUUUCUGCAGCUCUUCCUCCUCCUCCUCCUCCCUACGCCCCCCGAUGUGAACACUGUGCAGCAGGAAGUCACUUUAAAUUAGCAGAUCCACCCUGACAGCAACACACAGCAUCCGGAAACAUGAGUUCCCUCAGUGGACCAGGACCGACCUCGUCCUACAACCAGUCGUCAGUAACGUUGAAUUCAACUUCAUGUGAAAUGGCCGACCAGUCAGCCCACAUUUUCUUCAUGGUCAUCUACAUGCUGACGUUUAUUGUGGGUUUGAUCCUCAACGGCUUCACGUUGAGGGUUUACUUCUGUGGACGGCAGCGUCAGCUGUCCAGCUGCAUCACCAUCUACCUGAAGAAUCUGGCCGCUGCCGACUUCCUCAUCAGCCUCUGCCUCCCCAUCCGAAUCCUCAACUACGCCAGCAACGCCGUCCCCAUCCGCCAGAUCUACUGCAACUUUGGCGCUUCCGCCUUCUACCUCAACAUGUACGCCAGCAUCAUGUUCAUGGGCUACAUUGCAGCUAACAGGUACCUGAAGAUCGUCCAUCCUGUAGAAACUCACUUCCUGCAGACGGUCCGAGCUGCUCACAUCAUCUCCGUGGCAACCUGGGGUCUCCUCCUGGCCAUGACGGGUACCUACGUCCUCAUAUCCGUCCUCACCCAGGAGCCUAUGGAUUCUGUCCCCGUCAGGGUAUCCUGCGACGUUCUGCACAGCAAGCAGCUGAGCGUCUUCUAUAAGAUUAUCCACAGCUGCAGCGCCGCCAUCUUCCUCUGCGUCCUCGUCUCCCUGAUCUUCUUCUACUACAGCACCUCCCGCAGGCUGUCCCUGGCGCAGCAGAGGCAGCCCACGUCCUCCCACUCCAAGAAGCUGGCUAAGUCCCGCAGGAACAUGCUGGUGCUGGUCAGCGUCUUCUGCGUUUGCUUCGUCCCCUACCACCUGGUCCGGGUCCCCUACGCCUUUCAUAAGGACAAGGACUGCCUGUUUAACCGCUGUCUCUUCUACCUGAAGGAGAUAACCAUCAUGGUGUCGGUGUUAAAUGUCUGCCUGGACCCCCUCAUCUACUUUAUUUUCUGUAAGGCUUUCCAGGCCCAGCUGGGUCUGAGGAGGACGUUCAGCACCACCCAGACCCAAACUCAGGUGGAGAGGAGGAGCAGCGGUGGGCGGAUGAGCUCCGUCAGGAGGACGACGCUCACCCCGGCAACCAAACACAUCAGCGUUCUGUAGCCGAGGACAGAACAAGGUCACCAUGAUGGUCUGGAACAGACUGGUUCGUGGUUUUCUUGCACUUUGGCAACAUCGUGUGGUCACUUAUCUGCACAGAGAUGAUGCAGGAGUGAUGAAGGAAAAUCAUCAUCAAUGCUUAAAAAACAUUCCAGUCAUUUGUUUAAAAGAGGAAAUAACUGAAAAGGACAUAAAUGUGAUCUGGGAACACUGAAUCAUUUCAGAAGAUGCUGACAGACUGAAACGUCUCAGCUGCAGCUUCUCAGCACUGCGUCUAUUCUGGGCAUUAAAAUCAGGUGUCACACACUCACCUUUAAGCCCAACUUAAUAAUCUCGUCAUCUUGAUAAAACAAGCUUUGUUAUGGUGAUUAGAAUGUAUAUUAGUCGAGCGUGGCUGCCAUCGGCUUCUGUUCUAACAACGUUUCCACAAGGUUUGGUCCUGGGCCUCCUUCUGUUCUCUGUUUACUUACGACAUCUUCACAGUUUAUUCACAUCAUUUUAAUGCUGAUGACACUCAGUUGUACUUGCAGAUAAAUCCCAGCGAUCCCAGCAGCCUCAUGACGUUUACAGCCUUCUUUCUAACAAUCCUGGAUAGACCAAGCCCCGCCCCCCGUCCCUGAGCUGGAUUAUACCAGCUUCUGUCUGAUGUCUGGGUCCGGACUACAGCCUGUCCUGGACAAAUAAAGCUGGAAACAAACAGGAAAGUUCUGGAAAGAUGAAUGUGUUUCCAAAAGAGGACGUUUGAGUCAUCCUUUUUAUUUCUGAUAUUCAGAAUCAUUAGCUUCCCUCUGUUCUCACACAACCUUUUAACACGGUAUUUAAGAUGAGCUUAUUGUUUUGUGUUGCACUUAAACAAAUAAACUUUAAAUAUAUAGUCUGGUUUUAUUUGUGUAAAACACGUUGUGUUGACUCAUAAUAAAGUAAAUAAUAAAUAAUAAAUGUUAACUUGACACAAAUGAGUGGAAUAAAUGUUCAUUUGGCUUCAAACUCU